AUGUCGCAAGACGCAUCUCGACGUAUAUCCAGCUCUCGGGUUGGCACCACUGAGAGCAUAGAGAGGCGGGACAGGCACUCCAAUGUGCCGUGGUUUCUUCGGGAGAGGACCGACACCUCAGAAAGGGGUCUCGUCGUCGCUCGGAGAGACAGGGACGUCCCCAGGCGCGCUCCAGGAGGCCCCGUUGAGCGGUAUAGCAGCUCGUACGACGGCGAUAGCGACGACAGUGUUGAUCAACACGCCAUUUAUAUUGACGAUCCCCCAUCCUGGUCUCCUUCAGGACCGAGAUCCACGUCACGAGAGAGAACUCGCAUUAUGAUUCGCGAGACCGAAGACGACUACGAAGAUGAACGUGAAUCUGGGCAGCGGCCCCUGCUUCGCGUCGACCCGCUCGCCCCACAGGAUGCCACAGUUCACCUGUCUCUUCCCUUGCAAGACGAUCUCGAGGACCUGCUCGAGGAGUGCGGGCGGCUGCGCAGACUUGGUCACUUCGCAGACGCCAUCGCGCUCUUCCAAAACCGGCUCAGCCACUUCUUCGACAACCGAUAUGUCCUCGUCCAGUACGCCCAAUGUCUCUUCGAGGGCGGCCAGUUUGCCCAGCUUGGGAAGCUGGCCGAAGAAAAGGCCCCACGGCGCUUGCCACAGCCUGAUGCUUUGCAGCUGAACUGGGACAUGCUGUUGCUGGCCGCCGAAAAGGGUCCUUACAAAAGCCAGUUCGAUAAUCACGAAGCACUCGACAUGCUUCCGGCAAUCAAGGAUAUCAUAACCGCUUCUUUGCCGAAGCUGGACUCCACCGAGUGCCAAGUAUUGGCCCUGCUUCCCCGGAUCGGUCUUCGGUUGGAAACCGUAGUGCCGCUGCCUCUCAUUGCCGCUCUCUACAAGAGUCUGGCCGAUCGGGGGAUGGUGUGGGAAUUCAAAGACGUACUCGAGAGUCAUUUGGCUAAUGCUUGGCCAUCCGGUGUUCUCACCUCGGCCACAGCGUCCUUUCCGCCACCUCCCCCACCACAUCAUCUCCAGCAGCAAGUCCGCUUGAGACAUUUGCGCGAGCUUUGGAGCACAGAUAGCGAAGAAGACGAGCCAACCCUCUUCGCCUUGCUGGAGAUGUUCACCGCCCUCGCCUUGCAGUCCCGGCGACUGGUGUCUUCUACGGCCCGCUCUUGGAGAGAUACGAUGAAGGACUGCAUGGAUGCCGCUAAUCAAUGCGGCUUUGCGCUUCUUGCCCUCGAUGAUUCUCACCUGAUGACUCGACCGUGUCUUCGAUGGCUCAUGGCCAAACAAAUGAUCAACGACGACAACGAACUCCUGUUCUUCGACCAGAUGACGGCCGGCGGCCGCAACAGCGUUUACUUCUCCCGGCUGGCCUUCCCCUCGGAUAAUCUGCCCAGAUACGACGCCUCACACGGCGCACUGCCCCAGUGGACCCCGAGGCCGGUGGCGCCCGGAAACGACUUCGCGUCCACGGCAGAGAUGGUGUUGCGAGCGGCUGACGAGCUGGGAGACCUCGACCUCCAGACCGGCUGCCUCAAAGAGCUGAUGUACCGGGGGGUACAACCCCCCGAGAAGGUCCUCGCCGAGCUCCGCAGUAUCUGGUCGGCGGCCGGGAACCAGAAGAUGCUGCCCUGGUUGAACCUGUUCCGCGCCCUGCUGGCCCACACACCCGCGCAGCGAGAAGAGCUCAAACGCGACCUCCUCCUCGAGAUCGAGACGGGGAACAGAAACCAGAUAGUCGAUCGCUUUUACCUCCUAGCCGUCCUCUCCCUCGAUCCGGCGCAACAAAAGGCCUACCUCAACAUGGCGCGAGCCACCGAUCCGGUCAACUACGUGGUCGUGCCCGACGAUCGCGAGCGGGACAUACGCGACUCGCAACGCGUCCACCCACCCCUAUUCGGCAGGUCCGUCGAGGAAAGAAGAUCCCGCAGCAGCGAGGUGACCAUGAAAGCCAGACCAGACUCAACCACUCGCGAUACCACACCGUCUUCUGCCGAACCCAUCAUUCUCACGACCAGGGAGACCAGGGAGAUCCCCAUCCGCUCGCCCCCGCCGCGAAAGCAGCCACGCCUCCCGCCACCAGCCCUGCCCACGCCGCCCCCCCUGGACCCGAGCCUCGGCGACGGCACCACCGCCACCAACCCGCGCGACCAACUGGCCCGCAUCAAAGCCGAGAUCGCGGACAUCGAGACCCAGCUGCGCAUGGCCGCCCGCGAGACGGAUCCGAGCGUGCUGCGCACGCUACACCACCGGUUGGCCACGCUCGGGGUGGAGCGAUACCGGCUGGAGAUGCAGCGGAUUUGGGACCGGGAGCGGGGGCGGGGGACGGAGGAGCCGGAGCGUGAGCGGGACCGGGAGCGGCCGAGGCAGAGGCAGCGGCAGAGGCACAGGCUGGGACAGGUGACUGUUGCGGGGGGAGGCGCUCAGGGCGGCGGCGGCGCCGCCGCCGCGCGUGAUGAUAAUGGUGGUGGUGGUGGUGGAGGUGGAGGUGGGCGCGGCGGGCUGCUGUCCCUGGAGGAGGAGGACGGGAGUGGGCCCGGGGAUGAGCCGCUGCUGAGGUAUCUGCGGCGGAGGACGACGGUGGAGGAUUAUCCGGGCGGCGCGUCGGAUCGGGGAGGGGAUGACGGGGAGGUGGGCAAGAAGACUGCGAAGAACGCUUCGGCGGCGGACUUGGACGGGACCCGGAAGGGGCCUUUGCUGCUGGAAUUCCCUGGGUACGGCAUGGAUCACCAUGGUGCCAAGCCCCUGGAGAACGGCAGCUCCGGCGCGAGGGCCCCCGGCUAG
Molecule: messenger RNA, 2772 nt
Organism: Thermothielavioides terrestris NRRL 8126
Lineage: Eukaryota; Fungi; Ascomycota; Sordariomycetes; Sordariales; Chaetomiaceae
Exons: 3
Coding region: 1-2772 (923 amino acids)
Source: RefSeq, a predicted model, not a curated record